UCGAAUUCUACAGGCAGUGUUUGAGGACCGUUUGAAAGAACAGAGCAUGGCAGUUCCCCUAAUGGCCUGUGCUGCAGACAUGCUUUAUGCUCCAUCCAGGCAACAAGUGGUGUUAGUCGGGGAUAAAAGCUCCAGUGAGCUCAAGAAGAUGGUUGCUGUAGUCUAUGCUUCAUAUAAUCCACUCAGAAGUGUGAUUCAAAUAGACCGUCAGAAUGAAGAAGACAUGGAGUUCUGGGAGAGCAAUAAUCAGAACAUAUUCCAUAUGGCAAAAGGUAGCCCAAAUGACAAAGAAGCUGUUGCUUAUGUAUGCCAAAACUUCGUGUGCAAUGCUCCAGUGGCAGAACCUGAUGCACUUAGUUCGCUUUUAAUGAGGAGAGUUAGCUAGUUUGAGAUUUAAGCUUCAUUUGCUGUUGAUUAAAACAAUUUUUUAGUAAAAAAAUAUUUUUUUUUACUAAAAAAUUGCUUUAAGAAAUUUGUCUCAAAUAAAACCUUAUUUCAAAUUUGUUUGCUGUUUUGUGGCGAUACAACACUUGCAUAUUAUGUUUUUUUUUUUUUUUUUUUUU
This is a messenger RNA of Dendrobium catenatum, 563 nucleotides long. RefSeq names its product spermatogenesis-associated protein 20. NCBI's taxonomy places the organism in Eukaryota, Viridiplantae, Streptophyta, Magnoliopsida, Asparagales, Orchidaceae. Gene Ontology annotation, cellular component: chloroplast. The record is from RefSeq and is a predicted model, not a curated record. Bases 47 to 385 code for a protein of 112 amino acids. The transcript is spliced from 2 exons.